Molecule: messenger RNA, 1044 nt
Organism: Carcharodon carcharias (great white shark)
Lineage: Eukaryota; Metazoa; Chordata; Chondrichthyes; Lamniformes; Lamnidae
Gene: galr1b
Product: galanin receptor 1b
Exons: 3
Coding region: 1-1044 (347 amino acids)
Biological process (GO): G protein-coupled receptor signaling pathway
Cellular component (GO): membrane
Molecular function (GO): G protein-coupled receptor activity
Source: RefSeq, a predicted model, not a curated record
AUGGAGACAUACAUCCUCAGUCCCAGCAAUGAGAGCAACUCCUGGAGAAAUGUCUGUUCGAUUGGGACAUCUGACGGACCCGAGGUGGUCAUUGUGCCGAUUGCCUUCGGUUUAAUCUUCCUACUCGGCAUGGUUGGGAACACCCUGGUGAUAAUCGUGCUGGGACGGACCAAAUCCAGGAGAUCGCGCAGCACAACAAACACUUUCAUCCUGAACCUCAGCAUUGCCGACCUCUCCUUCCUCCUGUUCUGCGUCCCGUUCCAAGCCACAAUCUACUCGCUGCCCGAGUGGAUCUUUGGCGCUUUCCUUUGCAAGUUGGUGCACUAUUUUUUCACCGUCACCUUGCUGGUGAGCAUCUUCACCCUGGUGACCAUGUCGGUGGACAGGUACAUCGCCGUGGUCCACUCCAAGCGUCCCCCGUGCAUCCGAAACAAGAGGAACGCCUCGGUGGCCGUGGCUGGCAUUUGGCUGCUGUCGCUGUUGGCCGCCGUGCCAAUCGCCCACCAUCAAACUCUGGUCACCGGAUACCACUGGGCUCCCAACUGCUCCUUCUGCUGGGAAGUUUGGGAGGAAGGAAGUCUGAAGAGGGUCUACAAGGUCACCAUCCUGAUCAUAGGCUACCUUCUGCCCUUGCUGUUGAUCUGCUGCUGCUAUGCCAAGGUUUUGUUUCACCUCCACAAGAAGGUGAGGAACAUGUCAAAGAAAUCGAAACGGUCCAAGAAGAAGACUGCCCAGACAAUCAUGCUGGUCAUUGCAGUGUUUCUUCUGUCCUGGCUGCCCCACCACAUCAUAACUAUGUGGGUUGAAUUUGGAAACUUCCCCCUAACCGAGGCAUCAUUUGCAUUCAGGAUCAUCUCUCAUUGUAUGGCAUAUGGAAAUUCCUGCAUCAACCCCAUAAUAUAUGCGUUCCUCUCAGAAAAUUUUCGGAAAGCCUGCCAUCAAGUCUUCAAAUGUAAAUUCCUUUUUCCACAACCCAUUGAGGGGAAGGUGGUCAGGAUUCGCAUGGAGAACUUUUCUACAACCCCUUCAACGACAAAUGCUUGA